AUCUGCGGGAAUGUGGGCUGGAGCGGUCCUGCAGCGGUACCAGCCUCCAGCCUGUCGCCUGGACUGCCCCUGACCCGGGCGCCCCGCUGCUCGGUGGCAGGAGGGCCGGCGGAGCGCCAUGGCCUGCAUCCUGAAGAGAAAGUCUGUGAUUGCAGUGAGCUUCAUAGCAGCGUUCCUCUUCCUGCUGGUUGUGCGCCUUGUGAAUGAAGUGAAUUUUCCAUUGCUCCUAAACUGCUUCGGACAACCUGGUGCAAAAUGGAUACCAUUCUCCUAUACAUACAGGCGGCCCCUUCGAACUCACUAUGGAUACAUAAAUGUGAGGACGCAAGAGCCUUUGCAACUGGACUGUAAGCUUUGUGCCAUAGUGUCAAACUCAGGUCAGAUGGUUGGCCAGAAGGUGGGGAACGAGAUAGACCAGUCUUCCUGCAUUUGGAGAAUGAACAAUGCCCCCACCAAGGGCUAUGAAGAAGAUGUUGGCCGCAUGACAAUGAUUCGAGUUGUAUCCCAUACCAGCGUUCCUCUUUUGCUGAAAAACCCUGAUUAUUUUUUCAAGGAAGCAAAUGCUACUAUUUAUGUUAUUUGGGGCCCUUUCCGCAAUAUGAGGAAAGACGGCAAUGGCAUUGUUUACAACAUGUUGAAAAAGACUGUUGACAUCUAUCCCAAUGCCCAGAUUUACGUGACCACAGAGAAGCGCAUGAGUUACUGUGAUGGAGUGUUUAAGAAGGAAACCGGGAAAGACAGAGUCCAGUCUGGCUCUUAUCUCAGCACGGGGUGGUUUACCUUCAUUCUGGCCAUGGAUGCCUGUUAUGGCAUUCACGUCUACGGGAUGAUAAAUGACACCUAUUGCAAGACAGAAGGAUAUAGGAAAGUCCCCUACCAUUACUAUGAACAAGGAAGAGACGAAUGUGAUGAAUAUUUUCUUCAUGAACACGCCCCAUAUGGGGGGCAUAGGUUUAUCACCGAAAAGAAAGUGUUUGCUAAAUGGGCCAAGAAACACAGGAUAAUAUUUACACACCCAAACUGGACAGUGUCUUGAUGUUGGCUUUUCUGACCUUGCCACACCACUUGACAUGAUCAUGAUACUGCAACUGUGAUGCUAAAUAUGUUGAUGCUGGUGAAGAUAAAGACAACAACAGUGAUGAUCAAGUUUCUGUACAUUCUCAGAUAUGGACGGUGAUUCUGCCAGUAAUUCGAACUUGGGAUUUCGUGGAGGGUAGUUGUGCUCAUUACGUUCUUUCUGAAGGUUCAACAUUUCAUACUGCACUUUAUAAUCUAACUGGAAUUGAAAUAAAGGCCAGUAACAUGACAAGAGUGACCUAAGAAAUGGGAAGAUUAUCCUUCAAGAUAGUUGCCCAGGAUUCUUGGACAGUGAGUAACUUCCACAAGCCCUGGGAUUUGGUCUCAUGAGGCAAGGUAUUGACUCUGCUGUCUGUUGAACCUGAGCAGCUCCACCAUCUUGAAGAAUGGUUGAUUGUCAAACACUGACCCAAGAAAUGCUUUCUGGGUACAAGGGUCUUGCCACAGUAACUGGUUGGCCUGGGGGCAGGAAAGGAAUCUCUUCCUGACUUACCAUCUUCCUACAGUACCUCCUACAGCUAAAGCCUCAGGCCAUUUCCUAAUUCACAAGGAAGAUAUGGACAUCCUACCCAUCAGGAUUACUUGACUAUCUCAAACACUUCAUUCAAAAUGGGCUAACUAGCAAAUCUUUUUGAAUUUCUACUCUUGUCACUCCAUUCUUACUACCCCCCAAAAUAUAACUAAACAUAUUACUAGAAUGAUCUGUAUUAAUGUUUAGUUAUUUUUGGUUGAGUGCUAAAUAUUUCAGAAAGCUAUUUAACAAGUAAGAUACCAACACUGUAGUAACAUAGACUGUGAAAACAUUCUUAAAACAUAACCAAAAGGGUUUACUAACUCUGCUUCAACAUCCAACAACACAAAAUUUUAUGCUUUUUAAAGUCUUGAAACAGGGAAAGCAAAGCAUAUUUUUACAUCAAUUUGUAUCCUACCAUACUUCAUAAUAUAUAUAUUUGUAUAUUCAAAUUUCUAUUUUAUAGGCCCAAGAUGUGUCUCUCCACACAUUUCAUUAUCAUUGCCAAGUGCCAACUGUUAGACAUGGAGAGGAAAUGAUUCCUUGUAUUUAAUCUGACCAGAGCUUUUGCCUUCUUGGGGUUUAUUUUCCCCAAACUGUAUCAGUUGCUAUACCAUAAUAACAACAAUAAUAAUGACCUUAAUGUCCAAAGCACUUUGUCAUGUAGAGUCCUUUCACAUAUGCUGUCCCAUGUGAUGCCCGUGACCACCCCAUCAGGCUAUUGCCUAUGCAUUCUGACAUAUUAGCAGAUGGUCUCUAAUUUGUUAAUUGCUACGAUAUAUUCCAGACUGCUCCCCUUGCUAAUAUUUGUAUAGAAUAGAGUUUAUGUAGACUAGUAACCAAUUGAUUUCAGUGCCAAAUACAAUGUAUUAUAUCAGGAUUAUGCAAAAAGUAUCCCAAGGAUGGCCCUGGCCAUAAACUAGGAAUCCUGUGAACAAAAGUACUUUUGGGGCUUCCCUGGUGGCGCAGUGGUUGAGAAUCUGCCUGCCAAUGCAGGGGACAUGGGUUCGAGCCCUGGUCUGGGAAGAUCCCACAUGCCACGGAGCAACUAGGCCCGUGAGCCACAACUACUGAGCCUGCGCGUCUGGAGCCUGUGCUCCGCAACAAGAGAGGCCGCGAUAGUGAGAGGCCCGCGCAUCGCGAUGAAGAGUGGCCCCCACUUGCCGCAACUAGAGAAAGCCCUCGCACAGAAACGAAGACCCAACACAGCCAAAAAUAAAUAAUAAAUAAAUAAUAAAUAAAUUAAAAAAAAAAAAGUACUUUUGAUUUUUUUUUUUUCGUGGCUCUAUUUAGGUGGGGAAAAGACGAGGUAGCAGAGACAACAGGAAGAAAUAAAAGCAAAGAAAUACAGCUUCUCGUCCCCAUCUUAAGAUUACUUUGUUCUCCAUAUAUUCAUUGCUCAUUAAAUAUUAGAGGGUUGAUUUGCUGAGAGAGUAGCUGAGAGACCAAAAACAUCCUCACCAAUGAUUCAAAAGACAAAAGCUGGGCUUAACUUACAGCCUGUUUUGGAGGCUGGAAGUGAUGAUGCAUUUCACCUUGGGAGCCCUUUCCAGGUCUCCACCAGUGCUAAGUCCCAUGAUAGGCUACCUUUAAAAUGGUCCAUCUUGGACAAAAGCCUCUUUCCUGCUCUUUUCUGCCAUUUUAAUACCUCAAUAUUCACAUCCAUAAAAAUGACCAUGUGCCACUUCCAUUGUUGGAACUAUUAUCGUUGUUAUUCUUUUGUUGCUUCCUUAUGUGAUUUUCAGUUCUACGUUUGCUAGUUUUUGUGAGCUAAUGAUGGAUAGAAAUGCCCACUCAAAGAAAAAUAAA
This is a messenger RNA of Balaenoptera acutorostrata (minke whale), 3397 nucleotides long. It is a transcript of the gene ST6GALNAC3, whose product is annotated as ST6 N-acetylgalactosaminide alpha-2,6-sialyltransferase 3. Gene Ontology annotation, molecular function: alpha-N-acetylgalactosaminide alpha-2,6-sialyltransferase activity. Gene Ontology annotation, biological process: ganglioside biosynthetic process; oligosaccharide metabolic process. Lineage: Eukaryota; Metazoa; Chordata; Mammalia; Artiodactyla; Balaenopteridae. The record is from RefSeq and is a predicted model, not a curated record. The transcript is spliced from 5 exons. Bases 119 to 1036 code for a protein of 305 amino acids.